Messenger RNA from Mastomys coucha (southern multimammate mouse), 4348 nucleotides. It is a transcript of the gene Diras2, whose product is annotated as DIRAS family GTPase 2. Gene Ontology annotation, cellular component: plasma membrane. The transcript has 2 exons. Lineage: Eukaryota; Metazoa; Chordata; Mammalia; Rodentia; Muridae. Gene Ontology annotation, biological process: signal transduction. Bases 449 to 1048 code for a protein of 199 amino acids. The record is from RefSeq and is a predicted model, not a curated record. Gene Ontology annotation, molecular function: GTPase activity; GTP binding; GDP binding.
AGCUUGAGGAGGGCGGAGCCGGAGGCCCGGAGGCUAGAGCCAGAGAGCACCGCGUGGGAGGACUGCGCAGGGCCAGGCGCGAGUGCGGGUGGUGCACGGUGGUGCAGAGAACAGUGCUGGAGGUUGCAAGGCUGUGCAGAGAGCCCAGGCGGGUGCAUUAGGCAGAGAGGUGCAGGACGUUGCACUGGGCGUUGCAAUUGGGAGUUGCACUGGAGGUGCAGGGCUCUGGACAUUGCACUGGGGGUGCAGUGCUCUGGGCGGUGUACAGAGCGGUGCGGGGAGCAGGGCAGCUGACAGCGUCAUCAGGCAGGAGCAGCGCGCGCUCCACCUCAGCAGCCACCGCAUCGUGCUGCGCGCAGCAGGUCUCGGAGCUGCGCCUGGAGACCUGCGGCUCUGAGCCUGCUCUCCCCAGGUACUUCCUGGUCAGUAGCUGGAGUUCUGAAGCAACAUGCCGGAACAGAGCAAUGACUACCGGGUGGCCGUGUUUGGGGCAGGCGGUGUUGGCAAGAGCUCCCUCGUUUUGAGGUUUGUGAAAGGGACCUUCAGGGAGAGCUACAUCCCAACUGUGGAAGACACCUACCGGCAGGUGAUCAGCUGUGACAAGAGCAUUUGUACGCUGCAGAUCACCGACACUACCGGGAGCCAUCAGUUUCCGGCCAUGCAGCGGCUGUCAAUCUCCAAAGGCCACGCCUUCAUCCUGGUCUACUCCAUCACCAGCCGGCAGUCCCUUGAGGAACUCAAGCCCAUCUAUGAGCAGAUCUGCGAGAUCAAGGGGGAUGUGGAGAGCAUCCCCAUCAUGCUGGUGGGUAACAAGUGUGAUGAGAGCCCCAACCGCGAGGUCCAGAGCAGCGAGGCAGAGGCCCUAGCCCGCACAUGGAAGUGUGCCUUCAUGGAGACAUCGGCCAAGCUCAACCACAACGUCAAGGAACUCUUUCAGGAACUACUCAACCUGGAGAAGCGCAGGACCGUGAGCCUCCAGAUCGACGGCAAGAAGAGCAAGCAACAGAAGAGGAAGGAGAAGCUCAAGGGCAAGUGCGUGGUCAUGUGAGAGGCCUUCGUGCAGAACGAGCUGCUGCCUUUAGGGCCUCUCUGUUCUUCCCCUCUGUGAACCCCCACUGUCAUCAGGGCAGCAUGUCUGAUGCCCGUGUGUUAAACAUUGCAUUUGGCUGCGACACACCCUGCAAUGUCCUUAAGAGGCAUUCCCCACUAGCCCAUCCCUCAGGAGAUGCAAAACCUGGGAUGCUAAGAGCAUCCCAGGAAGCCAAGGCCAGUCCUAAGUGGGUUUUAGCCAUUUGAAGAUGAGGGGACUCAGAGCUGUGGACACGGGAGAAACUGAGAGUACUGUGUGAUGCAUGCGCGUGUGAUAACAGGUUAGCCCAUGUGACAGCAGGUUAGCCCGUAGCUACUGGUAUCAUCUCACAUCAGGCAACUUAGUUCAAAAGCCACUAAAUUCUUUAGGGGAGAAGUAGGCAGGCAGUUGAAGGAGGUGAGAAACCAAUGGGUCCAAUAUGGACCUAUGGAUGCCAGUUGUUCCCGUGAGUGGAUUUUUAGUGGGAUUAAAGAUAAAAUACCAUGACCCCUUAUCUAAGUGAUGCUCAUGCUGUUCCUACUGACACAUACUGAGGGGUUGCCCCUCCUCCUCAAAGUCUUCUCAGUAAGCACUGUGUCAGCCUGUUAGGAGCAUACACUUCACAUGUAAUGCCAAGGCUACUUGGGCGUGAUGCUGUGUCAGCACUUCUUCAGUUUGUGAGUCGGGACAUUGUGACAUCAUGUAAACAUCGCAAUAACGUCCCCCCCCCCCCGUGUGUGUGUCUCUGUGUGUGUGUGUGUGUGUGUGUGAGAGAGAGAGAGAGAGAGAGAGAGAGAGAGAGAGAGAGAGAGCACACAUGCUAUACUUUGAGGGUUCUAGAAAUGUGAGCUUUCUUCUGACCUUCGAGGGUUGCCACUUCUUCCAGCCCUCUGAUUUUUAAAUAAAAGGAAAUAAAGUAGGCAUUUUUUAAGACUCUCUCUUCCCCUCCCCCGAGAUGGUUUUCUUCUCUUAAAUAACUCCACCUGUACCCAGCUGGGAACCAGCCAACCAAGAGCGUCUAAUAACCAGAAGCACAUCCAUUUUUCUAAUGACGCGAGCAUUGUAGAUGCUAUGCGUUGCACCUUUAAUGAAAUACUUUGAAACAGACGUCGCUCACUGUGUUUUUAACGAUUUAUCUACAUCAGAAGUAGAUUGCUAGAAAAUGCAUCUAAUUCAUAGUAAAACUUCUCCUCGUUCCUUGCUAAACGUCCUUAAGAGUUCCUCAGUGCAAUGUGCACCCCAGAAGCCUGAGUGUACCCCGUAUUCUUCAGAAGGAACCAUAGCCACUGCUUGAGGGAUCAAUGGCCAUGAUGGCUGCAGAUAGGUUGGGCUAAUCUCUCUUCCCUGGGCACAGUGCCCACGGCUUAGUGUAAUUUGCUUGCCAUCCUGGAGUCUGGCUGGGUUUUGAUUCUUGGAAAUUCUUACUUCCAUAGCCAAUGAGAAGGUGCAUGCUGGUCUUGGGUGCCAGCUCUGCCAUUCUCUAAGCCAUUUUACCACUGAUCAGUCUGCAGGAAGAGGAUACUGUAGCACUGUGUGAGCCUAUACAGUAUGCUCACGGCAGACAGAGGUCCCAUUGCUGGGGUGUUUGAGUAGGUCUCUUGCUCCACCAAUGCCUCUGAAGCACACUGUGUUCAAACACCCUUGCUUCCUCAGACCUCUAUAAUUCAGUCCCCUCAUCUGGUCUGCUACGCCAAUCAUAACUCACCCUGGUGAUGUGCUGAGGGCCAGGGAGGUCCCUCAGAAAGCUGUCUGCCUCAGUGAUCUUACCAUCUCCCUAGGCUUCUAGAACAAAACCCUUGGGGUUACUUGAGCAAGCAGCCAUACUGAGAAACAAGGAAGCCCAGGAACCAAGCGAGAAGAGCCUGGAGUCCUUGUGCCCCUCCGGACCAAGUCUCUUCUAUCAUCCCUGUUUGUUCCCAGUGGCCAUUCCCUAUCACAGUGAGAUGGGAUUGUGGAAUUUUCUAGAAUGCCUUCAAUUUGGUGUUCCAUUUCUCCUCUCAGAGGAAACAUAUCACCUUGUCAUUUAGGUUUGGGGCACAGCGAGGGAAAGGUCACGGCUCUAUGGAUGAUGUGACAUAUGUAUUAUAUACACAUCAUAUAGGAUAUAUCCAUUUGUGGCAAUCCCUCUGCAGUAAAAUCCUGUCUGUUCUACCAACUGUGACCCUGCUUCAGACAUGAGUGCUGCCCCCUGCCUCCCUGCUUCCAGUGACUGCACAUCAGGGUCCUUUCAGCCCUGUAUGUCAGUUUCCAUAUUCCUAAGUGUUUCAGCCUUCAUUGACAUGAGGAUCUUGCUACAGAUCCAUCCACACACUUGCUCCUCUUCUGUGCUGUCUGUGAGUGUGGAGGGUGGGAGGGAGGCCGGUAAAGGCUCCCUUCCUGGGCUUCAUUCGGACACUACGUUCUAUAGAUUGAGCUGAGCACUGGGUAGCUAUCUUACCAUCACUUUUGGCAAACUUUCCUCUGACUCAGGGGCUGAGGACACAGUACAACCGGGCCAGUGGCUUUCAGCUUUGCUUUUGGUCCCAUCCCGAGUCACGAAGCUGAGACUCUAGGUAAUAUCCUACAUUGCACAUGGGACUGGAAACUUCUGACCCAGCCCCGGCUCGUUAUAAAACUUGAAAUAUUGCUUUGAAGAUGGCACUCUGGGGUUAAGCACGGGACUCCAUGAGUUCCCUAAUCCCCAUUGGUCCCCUCUCCAUUCAGUGACAAGCCAUGGGCAUGCAUCCAAUGCAUCAAGUCCAACACAAGAGCAAUAUCCAAUUGUCCACUAGAUCUAAAAUUAUAUAUAUAUAUAUAAAAUGUAAUUUAUCUUCCUGCACUUUUGAAGCAUAAAGUAGUAAAUUGUACAUAUCUAUCUCUAUAUAUCAAUAGGCUAGUAUAUCACUAUUUGUAAUAUUCUUUGUAGAAGAAGAUGUACUAAAUAUUUUAAAAUUGCGCUGCGGUACUCCUCCCUACCCCACGUUUGUAAAGUGUUGCUCCUACACAAGCUGUUUGGAAAUACCCGAAGCCAAAGGGGCCUAUGGAUCUCCUCCAGGAAGGACACCUCCUGGGAUUCAGCAGCCUACAAAGACCUUGUGUCAAUCAAGUAUCGGCAGAGUGAUCGUUGGCAUGUGAAGUGCCGGCACAUGCUUCCACUUUCGCCUUUGCGGAUCCGGUUCCACUUUCAGGUGUGUCUGACACACUCUACGGUUAUGAGGACCACCUUGUAUAAUAAGGUUCUAGCGGCAGUGAUGGCCCCAAUCCACAGAACCAGUUACAAUAAAGCUCAGUUACAGCACC